GCUGAUAAUCAGGAUAAUGUGGACACUCUUGACCUGAAUGGUAUCGAACCGCUCGAAAUCCCUGACACUUUCGAUAUACCGGAUCUGGACAUCGAUAUCGACGAAAUCAAUACACAGAUAAUGGAAAUCGAGAAAUACAUCAAAGACGAGGACGUCGUCGAUGGCGCUGAGGAGGACUCGGACGAGAUCUCAGACGUGGUCUACCAGAAGGCGGCCGAACUCGAGUUCACGGUAUUGCCGAUCGCCCGACCCAUGGGUGAUAAAUACCAGUUGAAUGAGAUGGAGAGCUAUAAACUGUCGGAGCUGUUCAACGCCACCACCUUUUUUAAGGAGCCGAUAGUAUCCGUCACCUCACAGGCCAUGCAUUAUGAAGACAUGUGUAGUCUGUUGUGUAAGAAAGCAGAGGAGCAGACCCGACGCGUGAUAAAGAUGUCCAAACAUUUGACGUCUUUUAAUGAUAUCAACGAAGACGACAAGAUCUCACUCAUUAAGUUCGGGGCAAUGGAUCUGUUUUGCAUGCGGUCUGUCCCUCACUAUGACUAUAUGAAUAAGACCUGGGUCUAUACCAUGAAUAAUUCAAAUUCUGUUGUAUUGAGUAUAGAGUUGAUGCGAAACUGUCCCCGAGAUAUAUACUCGUAUUACAAGAAGUUUUUAGAUAAAAUAGGCAAAGAGUUUGAAUCGGAUCCAGUGGUUCUCGAUUUGUUAACGGCAAUAACG
Messenger RNA from Oppiella nova, 717 nucleotides. The record is from the annotation of a GenBank genome assembly. NCBI's taxonomy places the organism in Eukaryota, Metazoa, Arthropoda, Arachnida, Sarcoptiformes, Oppiidae.